GGAUAGAACUCAAAUCCUAAUCAUUCUAUCAAGUUCGAACUCGAACCUCUAAAAUAAAAUUCGACCGAAAUCAAGUCGAAUUUCAAGCUUCGACUCCACAGGGUUACAACUGUUAAACACCCCAAAAUCACUGCAACAGAACAAAAAUCCACUUCUGAGCAGAAAAAUAAUUUCCCGAUUUACCCUUUUACAUAAAUCCAAGCUCAUCAGACAUCACUUGAUUCAAACUCUUGGUUAACAACAGUGCAACUUCUGGUUAACUGCUUAAAGCCUUAAACUUCGUCAGCUGUACGAGGAUUUUUCAUCUUCUCUUAAGGGUGAAAUGGCAGCAGAGCCAGUUAAUGUGAAUGAGUUCCAAAUUCUGGCAAAGCAAAUUCUUCCUAAAAUGUACUAUGAUUUUUACAGUGGAGGGGCAGAAGAUCAGCAUACAUUGAGAGAGAAUAUUGAGGCAUUUCAAAGAAUUACGUUUCGGCCUAGAAUCCUGGUUGAUGUUAGUAGAAUAGAUAUGGCUACUAGUAUACUGGGUCAUACAAUCUCUGCACCUAUUAUGAUAGCACCAACUGCUAUGCAUAAGCUAGCACAUCCUCAAGGAGAAAUUGCUACUGCUAGAGCAGCAGCUGCAAGCAACACUAUAAUGGUUUUUUCCUUCUCUGCUACCAGCAGUUUGGAGGAGGUUGCUGCUAGCUGCAAUGCUGUUCGUUUCUUUCAAUUAUAUGUGUAUAAACAACGGGAUAUUGCUGCUACCUUAGUGCAGAGAGCUGAAAAGUAUGGUUAUAAAGCUAUUGUACUAACAGUCGAUACUCCAAAAUAUGGUCGAAGAGAAGCUGACAUAAAGAAUAAACUGAUUGUACCUCAGCUGAAAAAUUUGGAGGGUCUUUUAUCAAUUCCAACAGAUAAAGGUUCGGGCUUAAAAGCUUUCAAUGAUACACUUGAUUCUUCUUUGUGUUGGAAGGAUAUAGGAUGGUUAAAAUCUAUUACAAACUUGCCAAUUCUGAUCAAAGGAGUACUGAGUCGUGAAGAUGCCAUGAAGGCUAUGGAAAUAGGUGUUUCAGGAAUUAUUGUCUCGAAUCAUGGAGCUCGCCAACUAGAUCACACUCCUGCCACUAUUUCUGUUCUAGAAGAGGUUGUUCAUGCUGUUGGAGGAAAAAUUCCAGUUCUCUUCGAUGGAGGAAUACGGAGGGGAACUGAUGUAUUCAAGGCCAUGGCACUUGGUGCCCAAGCAGUCCUUGUUGGAAGGCCUAUAAUCUAUGGGCUGGCAGUGAAGGGAGAAGAUGGAGUAAAACAAGUGAUGAAAAUGCUGAAGGAUGAACUUGAGCUCACUAUGGCCCUCUCGGGCUGUCCUAGUCUGAAAAACAUUACAAGAAAUCACAUAAGAACUAAUCACGAUAGAGUCCGAUCUGUGCUCUAAUGCUGUCACAAUCCACCGGAAAGUAUUCUGCAUUCAACUUGAACCCGCACCAUGUCUACUGCUAUAUAACACAGUAGUAAUCAUUUUAAUUGCCUUGAAGCACCCUCUGUUAGUACAAAGAGUCUGUGUAUGUAAUGACCCAUAUUUGUACUGUUCUCAUUUGGGUUGCAAUCAUCAUAACUGGAAAUGAUUGUUUUCAUUCAGGUUGCAACCCAUUGAUGGAUCCGUGCUUAAAUUAUUUGUAUUAGUACUUUUUCAUUUGAGCAUCAUUUGGCAAAGGUGAGUCGGUUCUGUUUUUUCA
This is a messenger RNA of Mercurialis annua (annual mercury), 1709 nucleotides long. RefSeq names its product peroxisomal (S)-2-hydroxyacid oxidase GLO4-like. The transcript is spliced from 12 exons. Bases 323 to 1408 code for a protein of 361 amino acids. NCBI's taxonomy places the organism in Eukaryota, Viridiplantae, Streptophyta, Magnoliopsida, Malpighiales, Euphorbiaceae. The record is from RefSeq and is a predicted model, not a curated record. Gene Ontology annotation, molecular function: oxidoreductase activity; FMN binding.